UGCUAAUUGAAUGCAUCGAUUCCUCGGCAAAGUGUUAAAAGUCCGGUCAAAGCUACGCGUCGAUUGCUCGCAGAAUGGUCUCCAUGGUGUGUCUGGUGGUUUUAGGGGCCCUGGCCGGGGCGGGCUGGGGCUACGGCCUGGGCGGCUGCCCCCGCCUGGGGUACAUGCCCCAGUUCAACAUCAGCCGGUUCAGCGGCAAAUGGUACGAAAUCGAGCGCUCCUUCUACCUGAUGGAGCUGGUGGCCAGCUGCGUCAGCGUGGAGGUCGAGCAGAAGCGCCCCGACCAGUUGGAGGUCUACGUCAGCUCCAGGAGUCGCGUGUCGGGGAUUUUCUCGAUUAGUGAGGGCACGGCCACGCCCACUAAGCGGGACGCCAGCCUGCUGCUCUACCGGGUGUCCAGCCGCCUGCCCAAGCUGCUCAACCGGUACCUGCCGGGCGCCGGCUACUACCAGGUGCUGAGCACCGACUACACCAGCUACGCCCUGCUCUACUCCUGCUCGAACUUCCACCUGUUCCACACCGACCUGAUCUGGGUGUGGGCGCGCUCCAAGGAGAUCGGGGUGGGGCUGCGCGCCCACAUCUACCAGACCCUCGCCCAGAACCGCCUGGACCCCGAGCGCCUCACGCUCCCGAAAAACAAAAACUGUACUGAUGACUACUGAUUAAAUCGGCGAUUUUCCCCCC
This is a messenger RNA of Dendroctonus ponderosae (mountain pine beetle), 684 nucleotides long. RefSeq names its product apolipoprotein D. Gene Ontology annotation, molecular function: pigment binding. The transcript is spliced from 3 exons. Bases 75 to 662 code for a protein of 195 amino acids. The record is from RefSeq and is a predicted model, not a curated record. NCBI's taxonomy places the organism in Eukaryota, Metazoa, Arthropoda, Insecta, Coleoptera, Curculionidae.